AUGUCUGCUCCCAAGGGUCGUCUCCAGGGCAAGAAUGCCAUCAUCACCGGUGCCGCCGGUGGCAUCGGCCUCGAAACCACCAUUCUGUUCGCCCGCGAAGGCGCCAACGUCCUGCUCGCCGAUAUCUCCGAGCCCGCCCUGGCCAAGGCCCUAGCCAAGGUCAAGGAAGUCGUCCCGACCGCGGCGCGUCUCGAGACCAUCCGUUGCGAUGUGUCGAAGGAGGCCGAUGUGCAGGCAAUGGUGGAAUCGCAGGACAGCUGGGGCGGCGUGGAUGUGAUCUUCAACAACGCCGGAAUCAUGCACGCGGAUGACGCCGACGCCGUCGACACCCCCGAGAAGAUCUGGGACCUGACCCAGAGCAUCAACGUUAAGGGUGUGUGGUUCGGCUGCAAGCACGCAGUGCUGAGCAUGCGCCGCAAUAACAAGAAGUCCGGCAGCGUGAUCAACACGGCGAGCUUUGUCGCGCUGAUGGGUGCUGCCACGCCUCAGCUGGCGUACACAGCGAGCAAGGGUGCGGUCCUGGCCAUGACUCGCGAGUUGGCCAUUCACCCCCUCCUCCUGCAGGACUGGCUGGGCGACGACCAGGCCAAGCGCUUCCGCCGCGAGGUGCAUUUCCCCAGCGGCCGCUUCGGCGAAGCGGUUGAGCAAGCACACGCUGUGGUGUUCCUGGCCAGCGACGAGAGCAGCUUCGUCAACGGUACCGACUUCGUGGUGGACGGUGGUCUCAGCAAGGCGUACGUGACCGCGGAAGGCCCCGCACCGGCUGCGCCUCAGAACUUCGGCCACUAG
Penicillium canariense is the source of this 789-nucleotide messenger RNA. RefSeq names its product putative short-chain dehydrogenase/reductase family protein. The record is from RefSeq and is a predicted model, not a curated record. Lineage: Eukaryota; Fungi; Ascomycota; Eurotiomycetes; Eurotiales; Aspergillaceae. Bases 1 to 789 code for a protein of 262 amino acids. The transcript has 4 exons.